AUGAAGUCCUUUAUCCCCGCCAUUUUCCUAGGCCUGGCCAGCCUCGUCGCAGCCGACGCGACGCCAACAGACACCUCCAUCCCAGCAUCAACAGACGCGUCGUCCUUCCUCUCGGAGGUGUACGAGGGCGAGGCGACACCGACGUGGGCCACGGGCAAGUACGCAACAACACUAGCCUCGGCCCUCUACAGCGCGCAGACCUCGUUCGCCAUGCGCUCAGACUACCGCGACAUCGUCGAGGCCAUCUGGUCGGCGGCCGAGCAGGACGGCGGCUCCAGCGUCGUCGAGUCGCUCAGCGCCUCCUACUGGAACUGGGGCGCCGUCACCACAAACGGCUGGUUCCGCGACAACGUGCCCGGGGCCCUGCAGACCGCCGUCGCCCAGUACGACGACACGUGGGAGAGCGUCUUCACCAGCGUCGAGGCCAAGGCCACCGGCACCAAGAACGCCGCCGCCCCGCGCUGCACCGGCAUGGCCGUGGCCGGUGUCGCGGCGCUGGGUGUUGCUGCUGUUGCUGGGGCUAUGUGA
This is a messenger RNA of Diaporthe citri, 528 nucleotides long. RefSeq lists its product as uncharacterized. The transcript has a single exon. The coding region runs from base 1 to 528 and encodes 175 amino acids. The record is from RefSeq and is a predicted model, not a curated record. Lineage: Eukaryota; Fungi; Ascomycota; Sordariomycetes; Diaporthales; Diaporthaceae.